AUGAAGCCGCAAUCUAGAUUUGGAAGCAUCCAGAAGAUACCUGAAGACGUGAACGAAGGCUGUUAUGAUGACAGUGUUCAGAAGAAGAAAUAUAGUUUCUUUAAAGAAUAUUUAGUUGAUUACACUGCAAAUUCCAAUCUUCACGGUCUAAAGUAUAUUGGAGAGAAGGAACGACCCAGAAUAGAGAAAAUAUUCUGGUUCCUAGCGUUUAUGUGUUCGGUUGUUCUUUGUUCUUUUCUAAUAAAAAAUGUAUGGAGGAAAUGGAAUGAUAGUCCAGUUAUCGUAAGCUUUGCAGAAAAAUCCACUCCAAUUUAUGACAUUCCGUAUCCAGCUGUUACAGUUUGCUUGGAAACUAAAUCUAAAAUGACAACUUAUAAUUUCACUUAUAAUUAUCACCGUUACAACAUAUCUUCUGAGAGGGAAGAUAUGACAGACCAGGAAAUCCAGUACUUUGAAGAUCUCACACUCGUAUGCGAUGAUCACCUUUUUGAUUCCGAGGGCAGGAAAUAUGGAAAUGGAAGUGUUACUGUAGCUAAUUUGAAGAGAAUAGCGCCAAAUUUAACAGAAGCAUUCUUUGGUUGCCAAUGGAAAGAUGUGCCAUUGAAAUCGUGUGAAAAUCUAUUUUCGCCUGUUAUUACUGAAGAAGGGAUUUGUUUUACAUUCAAUACCUUGCGAGCUGAUGAACUAUUGAGAAUGGAACAUGUGAAUCAAGACUACAAAUAUAUGGAACACCAUAAUAAAUCAAUAUCUUGGAAUUUAGAGGAUGGAUAUGCGAAAGAUACUCCCGUAGAAACUUAUCCUCAUAGGGGCUCGGGAAGUGGUGUUAAAUCUGGAUUAGUAUUUUUAAUGAAACAAAGAAAGAGUGAUUUGGAUUACCUUUGCCGUGGACCUGUUCAGGGAUUUAAGGUACUACUUCAUAAUCCCGCGGAACUACCAAGACUCUCACAAAACUAUUUCCGUUCAGCCUUGAAUCAAGAAUUAGUUGUUGCUGUGAAACCCCAGAUGAUGACAACGUCGCCAGGCCUUAGACCUUAUGAUCCUGAAAGACGUCAAUGCUAUUUUCCUACUGAGCGCUAUCUUCGUUUCUAUAAGGUGUACACUCAAUCCAACUGCGAGUUCGAAUGUUUCACCAAUUAUACAAACUCAAGGUGUGGCUGCGUCCACAUCGCGAUGCCCCAUGAUCCCGAUAUGAAAGUUUGCAGUACUGGGAAAAUGAAGUGCAUAAAGCACGUACAAAUGGAGUUGAUAGAACUGGAAGUAGAAUCGUACAUGAACAAGCAGGUCGAGUCGAAUCUGACCAGUGAAGCGCGCAGGAUCGCUCAGAAAUGCGAGUGCCUACCGUCCUGCACCUCCAUCGAGUACAAAGCCGAGAUAUCCAAGGCCAACUACAACUGGCAGGAUCAGGUCUUUAAGUCUGAUUAUGUUGGCAUGGAUGCUGAUUCUCAAUGCUCGCGCGUGUCUGUAUUCCUCAAAGAGCCACAGUUCAUAACGAUGCAGCGCUCGGAGCUGUACGGACAGACCGACUUCCUCGCCAAUUGCGGCGGUCUGCUCGGACUCUUCAUGGGCUUCUCUCUGCUCAGCUUGGCAGAGAUUAUCUACUUCCUAACAUUGAGAUUGGUAUGUGUGUUGUGGCGUCGUCGAAGAGCUACGAAAGUGACAUGCCAAGACCCAAUCGACGACCUAGCAUGCAACGAAGCCAACGCAUACGAAAUCUUCAAGUUACUAAUAGUUUGCCAGUCAUAUAAACAUGUCAUACUUAGUUUUAAUUUCAUAAUUGGCAGCGCCUCCUCAGGGAAUCGUUAUGGCCUUUCACAUUCGUAUUUAAACCAAGCCCAAAUUAGUAAAAUUUUUGAAUUACAUCAGUCGUCGACAAAUAUAGACGUUAUGAAGCGUCACUCUAGAUCUGAAAGUGUAGGGAAAAUCCCAGAAACUUUGGAAGAGAAACAAAACAAAUUGUAUGCAGAUGGUUUGGCUAAAAGAAACAAAAAACCUAGCUUCUUUAAGCAGUACAUAAUUGAUUACACGGCCAAUUCCAAUCUCCACGGCCUCAAAUACAUAGGGGAGAAUGAGCGAACUCGAAUAGAGAAAAUAUUCUGGCUGUUCGCUUUUAUAUGUUGCGUGGUGCUUUGCGCGGGACUAAUCAGAAAUUUGUGGAGGAAAUGGAACGACAGUCCCGUCAUUGUGAGCUUCGCAGAAAAUACCACACCGGUGUGGCAGAUUCCAUAUCCAGCCGUCACUGUCUGUUUGGAAACUAAAGCAAAGGCGUCAGUGUUCAAUUUUACGGAUAAUUAUCAUAAAUACAAUAGAAGUGGCGUAGGAAGUAAUAUGACAGAGCAAGAUAAAGAAUAUUUUGAAGAUCUCACCCUCGUUUGCGAUGACCAUCUCGCUUUCCCGGGCGGGAGAAAAUUUGGCAACGGCACUGUUUCAGUGUCCAAUCUGAAGAAAGUGUCACAGAACUUAUCUGAAGCUUUCUUUGCUUGCAAAUGGAAAGAUAUACCGAAGCAAACAUGUGAAGAUCUCUUCUCGCCUAUAUUGACUGAAGAAGGCAUAUGUUACACUUUCAACACGUUACGAGCUGAAGAAAUAUUCAGAAUGGAAAAUUUACAUGAAGAUUAUAAGUACUUGGAGCAUGAAAACAAUGCAGAAUCUUGGAAUUUAGAAUUUGGUUAUAGUCCAAAUACGCCCAUAGAAACUUACCCUCAUAGAGGUUCGGGAUAUGGUGCUAAAUCCGGAUUAGUCUUUCUGAUGCGAACAAGGGAGAGUGAUUUAGAUUACCUUUGUCGUGGUCCUGUUCAAGGAUUCAAGAUUUUGCUUCAUAACCCGGCAGAGCUUCCCAGGCUCACACAAAACUAUUUCCGAUCACCUCUGAAUCAGGAAGUAGUUGUUGCGGUAAAACCUAAAAUGAUGACGACGUCUGAAGGAUUAAAACCUUAUGACCCUGACAGACGCCAAUGCUAUUUCCCGACUGAGAGAUAUCUCCGGUACUUUAAAGUAUAUACCCAAACGAACUGCGAAUUUGAGUGUUUAACUAAUUACACUUAUGCUAGAUGUAAUUGUGUUCACAUAGGAAUGCCACAUGGUCCUGAAAUGCAGGUCUGCAAUACGGGAAGUAUGGAAUGUAUAAAGAAAGUACAAAUGGAACUAGUAGUGGUGGAAGUGGAGUCGAGUUUGGAAGGUCAGAAGUCGGAGGCGUCCAACGAGGCGCGCAUGAUCGCUCACAACUGCAAGUGUCUGCCGGCCUGCACCUCCAUUGAGUACGAGUCUGAGACUUCACAGGCGGACUAUGACUGGAAGGCUAUUUUUAGAGUCCUCAAGUUGGAUUAUACUGAGAUGGACGAGGACUCUCAGUGUUCCCGCGUGGCAGUGUUCUUCAAGGAGCCACAGUUCAUCACUUCGCGCCGCUCGGAGCUGUACGGACAGACCGACUUCCUCGCCAACUGCGGCGGUCUGCUCGGACUCUUCAUGGGCUUCUCUCUGCUCAGCUUGGCAGAGAUUAUCUACUUCCUAACCCUGAGAUUAUUAUGUGUCCUGUGGCGUCGAAAAGUAAUGAAGAAACAUGAAAAUGACUUUCCAAAAUGUAACGAUAAUACAUGUGUGCAAGAAGACAAACUAAAACAACUUUAUAUAGAUUAAUCAUAUUUUAAAUUCUAAUUACCUUUGCUCCCUAAAUGAUACCUACUUCCAUUAAGUAAGUAUGUACAUGUAAUCAACGACAUUAUCUGAAACAACAUGAAGUCUUAAUAUACGUUAUUGACGUUUGAGUAUUUUAUAAGUUCCGUGGAUAAUGAGAAUG
Plodia interpunctella (Indianmeal moth) is the source of this 3793-nucleotide messenger RNA. RefSeq lists its product as uncharacterized. The transcript has 28 exons. Lineage: Eukaryota; Metazoa; Arthropoda; Insecta; Lepidoptera; Pyralidae. The coding region runs from base 1 to 3633 and encodes 1210 amino acids. Gene Ontology annotation, cellular component: plasma membrane. Gene Ontology annotation, molecular function: ligand-gated sodium channel activity. The record is from RefSeq and is a predicted model, not a curated record. Gene Ontology annotation, biological process: sodium ion transmembrane transport.